AUGGACUUUUUCACGCUUGGCAGCGGUUCCCAUCGGGUUCAUCUUUGGGCGACGGUAUGUCGGACGACUCACGCGUGCAGUACUGCGACAAGUAGGUUUCUGCUUGGCUCAUCAGAUUUUCCUUUUCAACAUUUCGUCGAUAAUACUGUUACAACUGUUGAGCAUUUAACUCGCAACCGAGGAUUCUUGGGUUCCCGUUGGUGGUGGGAGGAUGAGGAUUUCAGCCGUCCGUUCACUCAUUUGGAACCCGAAACAGCGGCUCUUGUUCAAUGGCUUCGGGACUACGAGCCUACUGCGGUGUUCGCUUUCCCAACUUCCUCCGCUCCUUCUAUUGGCUAUGGUGUGGAUCCAUCUGAAACGGACUAUGCACAAAACAUCACCGCAGAAUCCCACAACUGGCUCCAGUUCCUGGCAUACUUGCUUGCACCCGGAUUUCAUCACUUUCCUCCCCAUUGUUUUGAGCCUGCUUUGGAUAAACCCAGUCCCCCGGAUCACCGCCGCCGAGGGCUGAUCGAUCCUGUCGCGCAUUCUGCUGAUAGAUCGGAUUCGUUCGUCUCACUCGCUUCACGCUCUUUAUCUUUGGCUUCCAUGUCCCCACAAUUGGCCUUGUCUGAAAUGCAGACUGAACAACUGCAACACAGUACUUCCUUUCCCCCUCCUUUACCUCUCCCUGCUCCUAUCAAUAUGGGCCUCUCUCUUUGUCCGGCUUGUCGUUCACCCACUCCGAUAGGGGUCGCCAGAGUUUGGAAAGAUUUCCGUCUGCCCAGCUUGUUGCUCGGUCUCAUCGGCCACGCCACACUGACCGCUCCAGGAAGCUUUGGGCUUAUUGGUGAAGUUCAGUCCACAUCUGGUGAACCAAUCCCAUGGGCUCGUGUUCAUUUCGACAAUAUGCGCAGUGAGUUGUCCACUCGGUCCCGCAUAAAUCGCGGACAGUUCAGUAUCGCACUACCUCCUGGCACCUUCCGAAUUAGCAUUCGCGCCUCUGGCUACCUGGACUUGGUGGAGCUCGUGACCAUCGACCCGCGUGGAGGGACCGUUCACCGAAUCUUUCGGAUGAUCCCUGUUAGUGCUCUAUCUGCCACCACACGCACUUACCUUUUGGUCACUGCAGGCUCCUUCGUAGCUUGCCUGCUAUCAGCCACAACUAUCUGGCUCUCUUACCGGUUCUGCUUCCGACCUCGGACUCCCUAUGCACUCGCAAGGCGGACACUGGCGAGUAAAGCAAAUUCGUCGAGUAAGUUCAACGAUCCGGGUCAUGACGGUCGCCGCGGCGCCUAUCGUUUGAUUCCAUUAGGAUCAGAUGCGUAUUCGAUCGGGGACAAUGAACACGAAUCCGAGCAGGACGCACUUCAUCAGUCCAUGCUGAACCACGCACUUGAAGACGGAGACCAGGAUGAUCUGGACGAAGUUCCCUCCAUGGAUAUUCAACCGAAGACUGGACUCUUGCUGACUCGCUCCAAGCGUGCACACAGUCAUCAAAAACCAACCAAUUUAUCCGAAGACUCAGGUGGACUGGAAGAAGUCCCUCUCGUUUGA
Dicrocoelium dendriticum is the source of this 1536-nucleotide messenger RNA. The record is from the annotation of a GenBank genome assembly. NCBI's taxonomy places the organism in Eukaryota, Metazoa, Platyhelminthes, Trematoda, Plagiorchiida, Dicrocoeliidae.